CCUUCCACCUUUGCCCCUGCCCUGCAUUGUGCUCCCAUCRGGAGCAGCCAGACUUCCUCCACCACGAUGUCUGGCAUCAGGGUAUUCCUACAGAAAAUCCUGAUUCUUCUGCAGGUUUCUCUGUCUGUUGUAGUUGGCAAAACACUGAUGAUACUGUUCCCCAAUGCCAUGAAAAGAUACAUCCUGAAGAUGGGUGAAAAGAGCAGGAUGAACCAGAAUCCAAAGUUCAGCUAUGAAAACUGGGGGCCGACUUUUUUCAGCUUCAAGUACUUGCUGUUUGUGCUGAAGGUGAAGUGGAAGAGGCUGGAGGAUGAAGCCUACGAGGGACACCCUGCUCCCAACACACCAGUGGUGACCCUCAGUGGGGAAGUUYGUCAGCUCCUGGAUUUCAUGAAAGACAACCGACCUUUAAUCCUGAAUUUUGGAAGCUGCACCUGACCUUCAUUUAUGUUAAAAUUUGAUGAGUUCAACAAGCUCAUCAAAGAUUUCAGCUCAAUAGCAGAUUUCCUUAUCAUCUACAUUGAGGAAGCUCAYGCAGUAGAUGGAUGGGCUUUUAAAAACAACGUUGUUAUUAAAAACCACAGAAGCCUUGAAGAUCGAAAAAAUGCAGCACAAUUUCUUCAGAAAAAUCAUCCUCUAUGUCCAGUGGUUUUAGACACCAUGGAAAACCUGAGCAGUUCAAAAUAUGCUGCACUGCCAGAACGACUCUACAUGCUUCAAGGAGGGAAGGUCAUCUAUAAGGGAGGAGUGGGGCCCUGGAAUUACCACCCCCAGGAAAUACGUGCCAUCCUGGAAAAACUGAAAUAGAAAAAGAAGAUGACUUUGGAGUAAAGACUAUUUGGAUAUAGCAGCUCAAGAAUAAUUUGUCGUGCACCUAAGUGUAAGAAAUGAAAAAAAAAAAAGGAAUUAAAAAUAGCCAUAGAGACAAAAAAAGAACCUUUCAUAUGCAUAUAAGGAGCAUCUGUAAUGAGGUUCAUGAUGUUUGUCUAAAGGCUUUCAGGUGUCAUCUUUGCAACGCCAACUUCUGCUCUGUAGUAACUUCCUACACUUACACCACAUGCAGUAAUGUGGGAGCUGGGUCCAUUGAGCUCUGGAUUUACACUUUUAAGAAACAUCCUGCAGCAUAAACUUCAGGAGUGAUGACAUUUGCAAGAGUCCACUGGCAUGCAAAGCAAUUGAUUUCACAUUACUGUACACAUUGCACUUGUAUAYAUAAAAUGUUCCCUUUCACUGACUUCAGGAGGCUUCUGAGCAAGACAAUCUCUACCAACAUCUGUUUCCAUGAGUAUUUGUUAUGAUGGUCCCAGCAUAAAGCACUGGCGGCUGUGACCUGAUUCCAGAAAAUAUUUAUAGAAACAAGGGAUUGAUCUGCAAUUAUUAAAAGUCUGUCAAAGCACUUUAUGUGGCUUCAGAUUAUUUCCCUCCCUGCCCUGCCUCCUUACCCCAGGUUAUUUCUACACGCUGGCAGAUAUUUAUAUUCACCCUUUAUAAUCUGAGUUUGAGCUGAUGAGAACCUUACCAAUUUAAGGACUUUUGAAGGACUUGUUUGACAGUAGGAAGUAMUACAUCCCACUUGUGUAGUUCACAYRUUUUUCCUAUUUAACUCAGAGCACAAGGGAAAAAUUUUACAGGAAAUUGAGUUUUAGUCUGAGUAUUAUGAAUGCCUGAUAUAAACAUAUUAACUUAAAUGGACUCAUUUAUGUUCAGGCGUUCUAGGCUGACAGUUUAGGUUACAAAAUGAGAAAGCUGUUAYUACAAUUAACAACUGCACUGUGUUGUGGUUGGACUUGAUCUUGAAAGUCUUUUCCAAACUAAUUGAUUCUCUUGUAUUCCACAGAUUAAACCAGCAGGGAAUACAUACCACAUC
Molecule: messenger RNA, 1867 nt
Organism: Malurus melanocephalus (red-backed fairy wren)
Lineage: Eukaryota; Metazoa; Chordata; Aves; Passeriformes; Maluridae
Gene: DIO1
Product: iodothyronine deiodinase 1
Exons: 4
Molecular function (GO): thyroxine 5'-deiodinase activity
Source: RefSeq, a predicted model, not a curated record